Messenger RNA from Plodia interpunctella (Indianmeal moth), 6348 nucleotides. Its product is annotated as murinoglobulin-2-like. The transcript has 30 exons. NCBI's taxonomy places the organism in Eukaryota, Metazoa, Arthropoda, Insecta, Lepidoptera, Pyralidae. The record is from RefSeq and is a predicted model, not a curated record. The coding region runs from base 149 to 5404 and encodes 1751 amino acids. Gene Ontology annotation, cellular component: extracellular region. Gene Ontology annotation, molecular function: endopeptidase inhibitor activity.
UGCUCGUCCAGUCUACAGCCGCUUGCGCAUCACAAGAUACACCGGUUCCGUUUCCGUUAACCACAGUUCCAAUUUUAAAUGGAUGUCGAUUUACGAUUCUCGGUUUUCAUUUUUAAUUUCUAACUUACCAGUGAUUAGUUAUUAAUUUAUGGUUUUUUUUUUUGAUGUAACACAGACAAUGAGGCGUGUUUUUAUAGUGUUUCUGUUUAUGAGAUUUAUUGAUUGUGAUGUUCCUGGGAAUUUAACGAGUGUAAACCCAUGCACGGACCGUAACCACCUUUUUCUUGCCCCGGGCGUGCUCUCAGCGGGGGGGAGCAAUCGCGCAUGCGUGUCCAGAUUCUACACCGAUGGCACAGCGCACAUGUCACUCACGAUUAGAACUGAAGACAAUAAGUUUAUCACCUCGUCGAGGGAGCUAGCUACUGGGGAUGGCGGAUGCCUCGACAUCACCGUGCCCAAGAAGCCAAACACAAAAGUAGAUUUAGCUAUAAACUUAAGGUAUGCAGAAGCUAAAUGCACCUGGGAGCGUCACGUCACUCUUCGUAUAUCGAGCUCGAAACUGGUAGCAAUCCACACUCAGCGCGCGCGUUACAGGCCUGGAGACACGCUUAGAGUCAGGAUAUUCGCGUUCAAGACCAAUCUGUCACCGGCCCCAGGAGCGAUCGAUGAAAUCUGGCUAGAAGGGCCUCGAGGCGCGUGGGACGGAUCCAGAGCCGCGCAAUGGAGCCAUGUGCCAACUAGGAUGGGCAUCGCGCAGGUCCAGCAUGAGAUCGACGAGCUGGCGCCCACGGGAACCUGGACUGUUAGAGCUAGGCUCAGCGAUGGCUCUCAAGGUGCUGCAGCCUUCCUCGUGAGCAACUACGAGCUGCCGCCGUUUCAAAUGUCCGUCCGUCACGCGGCCAAAGUGUUGAAGACCAGCGACAGGCUCGUGUGGACCGUGUGUGUCAGAUAUCCCUGGACGGAAGCAGUUGAAGGUAUGCUAGUGAUCCGGAUCCGCGGGGCGGGGAGUAGUGCAGGGGGCGGGAUCAGGACUGCGGUCCGAUUGAAGGCCCCCAGGGCCUGCCAUAGACACGCAGCAGCGGCGAAGAGAAUCGGGCUUGAUGACCUUAACUCGCCUGAUGUGGUCGUCGCUGACUUCUCGUUCCAGGAAGAAGGCACAGGAACUUGGCAGAACACUACCGUGGUGUCGCAAGUGAUCGACAAGGCCAUCUCACUGGAGUUCCUCACCAAUCACCGGUCCGUCAUCGCUCCAGGACUGCCUUACAAGCUGAAGAUCAAAGCAACCCUCUGGGACGAGAAACCAGCAUCAAACGAGCUCAUCCACGUGUGCAGGAUUCCCGUCAUCAACCCAGCUGAAAACUCUUCCUCGUCUAAGACUUGCAACGAUGUUAUAACUGAUGAGAAGGGCGUAGGGAGAGUCAUGUUCGAUACGGCUGAUGAUAGCGCUCCAUACUAUAAAUUUGAGGCAACUCUCCACAAUGACAGCACGAUAUCGGCGCCCCCCCUGCUGCUCCCCUCGCAGCGCGGGAGCUCCGUGCACGCCGCCCUGGGCCCGCUGCGAGCUGACAAACAGUCAGAUAGGACAUUCGUUCCUCUAUAUUUAUCUAUGAAAAAUGCUUCUAGACCAAUCACCGUGCAUUUUGUGGUGAUAACCAGAGGUGGGAUAAUAUACAGAUGGGGUGCCACAACCCAAUGCGCUAUUCCUAACGCCGGCGAUCACUACCAAGUCGCUUCUAGAAAUGGUCACUGCUCCAACAAUCCAGACCUUAACACUGUACACACUGCUCUUGAAGUUAACGACAACAAUACAUCAGAUGCACUCCUUGACCGACAUUUGCUAAGAGUCAUGUUGCCGAUAAAAGUGACCCAUCAGAUGUGUCCUGACAGUCAUUUGAUCGCGUAUUUCUAUUACGGCGAUGAGUUGGUCAGCACGAGCAAACAUUUCGAGAUGGAAGAGUGCUUUGCCCAUAAGGUGGAAACAGUCUGGCUGUCUCGCCAAGUAGCUCCCGGCUCCUUAGCCCGUUUCCGAAUCAAAACAGACACCAGGGCACUUUGCGCCUUAGCGGCCAUAGACAUAGCGGCAAAAAUUCCUCAAUCGCCGACCAUGGCCAGUACUCUGUUGGCAGCGUUGAAGAGACUGCUGGAGACUAACAGAAACUUGACUGAGUAUGAUGCAGCGGGACAGUGUUUCUUUGUAUCAGAUUCUCAAGGCCUUGCGAGCAGCAGUAUUGAACUCACAGCUCGUUGGCUGGCGGCGGCCGGGGUGAGGCUGGUGGGGGGAGAGGAAAUUCCAACGAGAUGCGAACCAGCGCCUGCUGCCAUGUUUGACAGUGAAGUCACUGUACCUAGGAGUGACUUUUCUGAGGCGUGGCUCUGGCGGCUGAUAGACGUGGCCGCCAACAGCACGGCAAUCCACAGCGCACGCGCACCGGACUCUAUCAGCAAGUUUGAAGCUAAUGCUGUAUGUGUCACCAAGACUGGGUUGGCUGUAUCCGCCCCCGCUACAUUACAGGUGUUCCGCGAGUUCUUCAUCCACGCGGACAGCCCGCGGCGGCUCCGGCGAGGAGACUCCACCAUCGUCAAGUACCGGCUCUUCAAUUACCUUUAUGAACCUCUAAGUGUACAAAUUCAGAUCCUCACAGACCCGCACCUAGAAGGUCCUGUCUCGUACGUGGAGACGGCGUGCGUGGGAGCGCGCGCGUCGUGCGCGCGGCCCGUGCGCGUGCGCGCGCGGCUCGCGGGCGCCGCGCGCCUCAGCGUGCGCGCGCGCGCCGUGCGCGACGCCAACUGCGGGAACACCACCAACACUGGCCUCAGUGACGAGGUGAUCAUCCGCAUAACUGUAGAUCCUGAAGGGGUUCCGGUAUACGACCAUCAGUCUGCGUUGCUCUGUGCUGAAGGAAGCGUAGAAUCCAACAGUUCCCAGAUAUCUUGGAGUUGGCCGGCAGUGGACGCGGUUCCCGGCACCGAGAUGCUGACGAUGUGGGCAGUGGGCGACAUCGCAGGACCUUUGUUAGCGGAUGCAGAUUCCCUGGUGCUAUUGCCGCGAGGUUGUGGUGAGCAGAACAUGGCUCGCCUGGCCACCAACCUGCUGGCUCUGUCGCAGCUGUCCGUGCUGUCGCCCGCCGCCGCCACGGCGAGGGCUCACGUCGCUAGAGGUUUCACUCGUCAACUACAAUAUGUGCACCCUCAAGGUGGGUUCAGUGCGUUCGGUGCGACCGAUGCGACGCCCUCUACCUGGCUCACGGCUUUCUCGCUCAAAUAUCUAAGGAAAGCACAUAAGAUCCUAUCGCCAGGAUUACCAUCGCCACCGGCUCUGGAUAAAGCAGAACAAUGGCUUCUCCGUCAGCAGAUGGAAAAUGGCUGCUUCAGGAACGAGGGUCAGGUCUUCCAUAGAGAACUGAAGGGUGGUCUCAAUGAAGACGGUGAAAUCGCAAGCAUAGCCCUCACAGCGUACGUCAUCACGGCCCUCAUGGAGAGCUCCAAUCAGCUGUCCCCGAGAGUGGUGGCCAACACCCUCUCGUGUCUCCGAGCGAUGCCACUGAUGAAGACCAAGUCGCCAGCUAGGGUUUACGCUCAGACGUUGUUGGCAUACACUUUUAUGAGGCUGAGACGAUACGAAGAUGACCUGAGGAAGACCAACGAAGCUGGCUACUUGGAGAACAGAAAGGCAGCUGGUUUGGAAGACGAUGAGGAAGUGAGGGUACUGGCGGCCCUCUUGAAGAUCGCCAAGCGGAGUGGGGACUUUGUUUGGUGGGAGACAAGUAGCUUGUCCACGUCAGUGGAAGCAACAGGCUACGCGCUGCUAGCCCUGUCGCGGUGUCCGGCGCAGUGCGCGGGCGAGGCGCGCGGCGCGCUGCGCUGGCUGGCCACGCGGGCCAACCCGGCUGGCGGCUUCAUUGCCACUCAGGAUACGUUAGUAGCCCUAGAAGCGCUAACAACUUGGAUGUCCAUCCAACCUCUGCCGUCAGCCAAUCUGACAGUGACCGCUCGGAGCGGUCACAGUACACAGCGGGUCACUCUGACCCCGGGGGUCAAGGUGCCCGAAGUCGCCAAGUUGGAAGUCUCGGAUCGGCUUCAUGUUGACGUCAAAGGGUCAGGCUGCGCUUUGGUCCAAGCCACCCGCUCCUACGCCACGCUGUCUUCAGACGACGAUAGCGACAAACAACUGUCCGUGCAGGUCACCGUCCACACUGACGGACAAUUCUCCUGUGAUACCAACAACACCGCUUGCUUCUGCGCAGCUGUUAUUGAGACGUGCGUGGUGUGGCUGGGCGCGUUCCCCGGGAUGGCGCUGUUGGAAGUGUCGCUUCCAGGAGGGUACUCCGUCGACGCUGCUAUGCUAUACUCCAUGUUGCAACAGACCAAUGAAUUACUCCGCCGCAUAGAACUAUCCCCCAACAGCGGGCGAGUGACCUUAUACCUGGGCACCCGCGACGGCAGCGACUCCCUGGGCCACGGCGGCCAUCGGUGCUACCCCAUACACGCCAUGGGGCCCAAGGCCAAAACCAAGCCAGCUUACGCCAAAAUCAUAGACUAUUAUGAGCCAACAAUUAAUGAUACGCAGAUGUACACAAUACCAGAAGAAUGUCUACCAAGGAUUACUGGCGACACUAACGAGUAUGUCCGAUCUGAUAACCUUUACGCCAAAUCAAAGUCUUUAGAAGACAGUGACGAAUUAGUCAUUAUGAAUGAAUAUUCCUUCGAAGACAUCCCUGAAGGCAUACCACUAGAUGAUCCUUUGUAUGCUGAUAAUUUAACUCAAGACGACGAUAACAAAACAACAAUAGCAGGCGUUUACAUUGCAACUGAUAAACCUGACACAAAUCAAACAGGAUCCACCGUAGAUAUAUUCGAAGAUUAUAAUUCCGUUAUGCAAAACACAGAAGGCAGUGAACUUCAAGUUGAUAAGUCAUAUAAAAUAAACAAUUUAGAUGGUGUACACAUAAUUAAUAGUCAAGAUAAGAAACGUAUCUACGAAAUUCCAUCAAACGUAGCACAAGCUAAUGUUGAGAAUAACAUCGUAUCUGUUAAUAAACAUAAACAUGUAAUAGAAGAAAGGGACGAUGAAAAGGAAAGAGAAAAAAUUGCAUCAGAAACUGAACAAGACAAUCCAAAAUUGUCUAGUUUUCACGUUGUAGAUUCGGAGAAGGAUUUGGAUGUCCCCUCAGGAAUCGAAGGACCGAUUCCUGCCGUUUUGUUGCCACCAGAAAACUUCGUGCCCACAGUAGCGCUGCCACCAAGUAUACCAUCAGGUGUCCCGCCUCCCAUACUACCUCCUCCAGAAAUAUACAGAAGUUUCAACUUAAAUUACUACCCGGCGCAAGACGCGCUUUCGUACUAUUUCAAUCCAGAAAACCCUUACACGAACUAUAGAAGGUAUUACUCUCCAGUCGUCGGUUAACUUGAAGAUUCUGAUAUAAAUGGGUCAAUUGAUAAAAAUUUACGGCCGACGUAUCAAAUUCUAUGUCCAAUAUUAGGUAUUGUUAUCUCUUUUAUAAUGCUACAUAAAAUGAAACAUAUAUUGAACAAAGAAUUUGAUGAGUGAAAUACCUACCACCGUAAAGUCCUAUUUUGUUAAUGGAAAUGUUGAGAGCUUUACACAGUCCACAAAAUAUUCGCCAAGUCCACAAUGAAAAAUUUUGUUUCUAUAAAAUAUCAUCUCAUAGCAAAAAAUUUUAUUUUGUGUAACGGAGAAAUCAGUCAAAGAUAAUAAUAAGAAUGCUCUUUUAUAUCUUGUAUUCACUAAUUAUUUAAUUUUAUUUAAGACCAACAAAAAUGUCGCCAUUUCAAUUCCUUACAAUAAAAAUUGUUUUAUAUUUCUUAGAAUAAUGUUCUUUUUCCUAUUAGUACCUGGUAAAGUUUCUGAAAUUUGUUACGCGUAGUUUCUGUUGUUAAUUUGACUGAACAUGAAUAUGAAUGUGUUGUGGUUGUGGUUUCUUGUGAAACAUCGUUCUACCUAUAGGUACCUAGUAGUAUAGUUUUAAGACAAUUUGUGUACCUAUUAUAAAAAAUACAACUACUUAAUACUCGUGUAUGCCUAGUUUAGUGUCUAAUUUAUUCAAGGGAUUGCCACAAUUAUUGCUUUCUCUUUCUUAUUGUUAAGUGUAAUUAAAUAGAUAUUAGACAAAGAAUACUAGUGGAAUACCGCGUAAAAAAUGUAUAAUGAAAAGGAACUUAGAUACGAUAAGUAAUCUGGAAUAAUAAAAUGUCAAAAAUCGUAAUCAUUAAGCCUUAUUUAGAUUUCUGCGAUAAGUUAAUCUAGUUUUAAUUGAAACAGUGCAUUUAUUUAAAUCAUAGCUGCCACAAUUAUUCAGGCUGUGAAUAAAGAUUGUAUUUAAUACCAAA